Messenger RNA from Triticum turgidum subsp. durum (durum wheat), 987 nucleotides. NCBI's taxonomy places the organism in Eukaryota, Viridiplantae, Streptophyta, Magnoliopsida, Poales, Poaceae. The record is from the annotation of a GenBank genome assembly.
AUGGCCAACCACGUUGCACUUCUACUACUGCUGUCUCUCCAGCUCACCGCGUCAUUCUCUCAGCAGCCCGGCGACGACCCGGACUUCCGGACGCUCCUCAAGAUCAAGGAGCAGUUCGGCGACCAGGCCGCGCUGGUGUCCUUGCUGCCCGGCACCGACCAGUGCAACUGGCCGUACGCCUACUGCAACGAGCACCGCCGCGUCGUCGCCAUCUUCCUCCAGAACGUCAACAUCACCUCCACGAUCCCACCGGCCAUCGGCGACCUCGACCAGCUCCACACCAUCAGCAUCCACAGCAUCCCGGGCCUCCAUGGCCCCAUCCCGGACACGUUCGGCAAACUCUCGCACCUCUCCAUCUUCAACAUCAUGCGCACCUCCGUCUCGGGCUCCCUGCCGGCGUCGCUCUCCCGCACAAACCUCACCUCCGUCAGCUUCUUCGGCAACAAGCUGACCGGAAGGAUCCCCAGGUCGCUCCAGGACCUGCCUUAUCUGACCUACUUCGACGCCUCGAACAACCGCCUCGUCGGCCGGAUCCCGCCGCGGCUGGUGAGCAACGGCGCGCGCGACAGGCCGCUGGGCCUGACGCUGACAAACAACCGGCUGACGGGGCCGAUUCCCCGGACGUACGCGCGCGAGAGAUACUUCAUGAACUUCCGGGUGGCCAACAACAGGCUAACGGGGGACGCGGCGUUCCUGUUCGGCCGGCGGAACACGGUGUACGAUAUCGACCUGUCCGGGAACAGGCUGCGGUUCAACCUGACCGGCGUGGUGAUGCCGGAGAACCUGCUGUUCCUCAACAUGAGCCGCAACCGGAUCUACGGCGGCGUGCCGGCGUCGCUGACGCAGUUGAAGAAGUUGACCACGCUCGACCUCAGCUACAACCAGCUCUGCGGGGAGAUACCCACCGGCGGGAACAUGGGUCGGUUCAAGCCGGAGACCUACGAGCACAACAAGUGCCUGUGCGGGACCCCAUUGCCGACGUGCUAG